Molecule: messenger RNA, 1114 nt
Organism: Tupaia belangeri chinensis (Chinese tree shrew)
Lineage: Eukaryota; Metazoa; Chordata; Mammalia; Scandentia; Tupaiidae
Gene: NUDT21
Product: nudix hydrolase 21
Exons: 7
Coding region: 129-812 (227 amino acids)
Biological process (GO): mRNA 3'-end processing
Cellular component (GO): mRNA cleavage factor complex
Molecular function (GO): mRNA binding
Source: RefSeq, a predicted model, not a curated record
GUACGCCUCUUCUUUUGCUCUCACGUUAAUGGCGGGUGGCGGCUGCUGAGCGGGACGCAGAUAAACCGCUGCCCGCACGGGAAAAAGAUUUUCUUUUCUGCUCGUCUCCAGAGCUCGAGCGCGUCAGCAUGUCUGUGGUACCACCCAAUCGCUCACAGACCGGCUGGCCCCGGGGGGUCAACCAGUUCGGCAACAAGUACAUCCAGCAGACCAAGCCCCUCACCCUGGAGCGCACCAUCAAUCUGUACCCUCUUACCAAUUAUACUUUUGGUACAAAAGAACCCCUCUAUGAGAAGGACAGUUCUGUUGCUGCCAGAUUUCAGCGCAUGAGGGAGGAGUUUGAUAAAAUUGGAAUGAGGAGGACUGUGGAAGGGGUUCUGAUUGUACAUGAGCACCGGCUACCUCAUGUGUUACUGCUGCAGCUGGGAACAACUUUCUUCAAAUUACCUGGUGGUGAACUUAACCCAGGAGAAGAUGAAGUUGAAGGACUAAAACGCUUAAUGACAGAGAUACUGGGUCGACAAGAUGGAGUCCUACAGGACUGGGUCAUUGAUGACUGCAUUGGAAACUGGUGGAGACCAAAUUUCGAACCUCCUCAGUAUCCAUAUAUUCCUGCACAUAUUACAAAGCCGAAGGAACAUAAGAAGUUGUUUCUGGUUCAGCUUCAAGAGAAAGCUCUGUUUGCAGUCCCUAAAAAUUAUAAACUGGUAGCUGCACCGUUGUUCGAGUUGUAUGACAAUGCGCCAGGAUAUGGACCCAUCAUAUCUAGUCUCCCUCAGCUGUUGAGCAGGUUUAACUUUAUAUACAACUGAAUUUCCGCGCAGUGGAAAAAUGAAGCCGUCUCUGUGAGCACAGCUAUACACAGUGUAGUGGAAUAAACGUGGUAGAAAAGUUUUUUUGUUUUUACCUCUUUCCUGAUCCCUAAAUUGCCACCUAAUUUUUACCGUUUGAAUAGUAAAGUUAAUAUGAAGAACCAGGUAGUGGUGCAAGCAAAUGUGGUCAUCUUUUAUUUACUUAGGGUUCUACUCAUUUUUUUGUACAAUAUUAAAGAAAGCAGACUCCUAUUUGUAAUUUUUAUUUUUAAUUUCUCAUUAAACUUUAAAAAAAUCUUAUA